AACCAACCUUCGCGAUUUUCUUCAACAUUCGACAGUUAUUCGCCGCAGACCGAACUUGGCAGCGGAAUUAAGUUUUUCGCAUUUUUCACAGACCAAUAGUCCGAUUGUGUGUUUCGCGUGUUGUUAACUUCAAAUUUUUUUCUUGAAGAAUAUAUUUGUUACUUCAAAUUGAGGUAUACAGAAACAACGGCAAUUGUAAGUUCUGUUUGCCGAUGCAUAAAGAAAAGUGUUUGUUGUAUAAUUUUUAAGAGUGAAUCUAGCGCGUUCAUUUCGGUAUUGGCAUGUGGACAAGUCUUUGUAUAAUUUAGCGUGGUUUUAUCUAUUUUCGUUUUUAAUCAUUACUUUAGAAAACCCGAAAACUACAAUUCCAACAUUUCAAGAGUUUGUGAAAUAGUUGUAAAGUGGUAUGGAAAUUUACAUUUGCUAAAGAGCUACUCUAAGUGGUUAGCUAUUUGUCAUCGGCACAAAAAUUUUUGCAUAUGCAAAUGUUUCGUUUUCAUGAGUUGAGGUUAGGUAUUCCUUUCUCAUAAGUGACGAUUAAUACGCAGCUGUCUACCGGCAUUUAUGUACAAGUUAAAAACAUCCAUUAAGCAAUAUCGAAAGAAGCAUUUCACAAAUGGCUCAGGAAGGUGAUAUUCCCACAUUCAAAUGCGUUUUAGUCGGAGAUGGUGGUACUGGCAAGACCACUUUUGUUAAGCGUCAUAUGACAGGCGAAUUCGAAAAGAAAUAUGUUGCUACACUUGGUGUUGAGGUACAUCCCCUUAUUUUCCAUACAAAUCGUGGCGCUAUCCGUUUUAAUGUCUGGGACACCGCUGGUCAAGAGAAAUUUGGCGGCUUACGUGACGGCUAUUACAUUCAGGGACAAUGUGCUAUUAUUAUGUUUGAUGUAACUUCACGUGUCACAUACAAAAACGUACCCAAUUGGCAUAGAGAUUUAGUACGCGUUUGUGAAAAUAUACCCAUUGUCUUAUGCGGCAAUAAGGCUGAUAUCAAGGAUCGCAAAGUAAAGGCUAAAAGCAUAGUUUUUCAUAGAAAGAAAAACUUGCAGUAUUACGACAUAUCUGCAAAAUCAAAUUACAACUUUGAAAAACCUUUCCUAUGGCUGGCACGAAAAUUAGUAGGAGAUCCAAACUUAGAAUUUGUGGCUAUGCCAGCGUUACUUCCGCCAGAAGUUAAAAUGGACAAGGACUGGCAGCUACAAAUCGAGAGAGAUUUACAAGAAGCUCAAGAAACCGCAUUGCCAGAAGAGGAUGAGGAUUUGUAAUUUUUCCUUAAAGCCGAUUUUACAAGUUAUCCAGAACAUUUAUUUCUAAAGUUACUGCAAAAACGAAAAUGGCGAAAAAAUUUGAAGUACUAAGAUUUACAAUGCAGAAAUUUUGAUAUUUAUUGGGAAAUAGUUUUCCAUACCUUUCUUUGUUCAUGUAAUUGGUAUUUAAGUUUUGCUAUUUUCUUAUUUUUAGUGUACAAUUUAAAUAAUUUUGUAUUAAAUUAAUUUGAAUAAUACUUGGAGGAGUUUGAUAAAUAAUUUUAUUCUGUUUAUGUAUCCACUCAGGCCUCAAUAAAUAUAAGUUAAAAAUGGCCUUUUGGGCAAGUAAAA
Molecule: messenger RNA, 1597 nt
Organism: Bactrocera oleae (olive fruit fly)
Lineage: Eukaryota; Metazoa; Arthropoda; Insecta; Diptera; Tephritidae
Source: RefSeq, a predicted model, not a curated record